GAGAGCUGCGCUGUCACUUGCAACCAGCUCCCUGGGCUAGAGGAGGAAGAAGGGCGCUUGCCGGGGAGAGGUGGCGGCUGGCGGCGGCUGACCUGGAGGGGCGGGGGCUCAGCUCCGCCCAAGCUGGGUUGCCAUGUCCCGGCAGGCGAAAGACGACUUCCUGAGACACUACACAGUCUCCGACCCCCGGACCCACCCCAAAGGCUACACCGAGUAUAAAGUGACCGCGCAGUUCAUCUCAAAGAGAGACCCAGAGGAUGUCAAAGAGGUGGUGGUCUGGAAGCGGUACAGUGACUUCCGCAAGCUGCACGGAGACCUGGCCUACACCCACCGCAACCUCUUCCGCCGCCUGGAGGAGUUCCCCGCUUUCCCCCGGGCCCAGGUGUUCGGCAGGUUCGAAGCCUCUGUGAUCGAGGAGCGGCGCAAGGGGGCCGAGGACUUGCUUCGCUUCACCGUGCACAUCCCCGCGCUCAACAACAGCCCCCAACUCAAGGAGUUCUUCCGGGGUGGGGAGGUGACCCGGCCCUCCCAGGUGUCCAGGGAUCUGCACAUCUUGCCACCCCCUCUGAUCCCCACGCCGCCCCCUGAGGAGCCCCAGCCACCGCCCGAGGAGUCCUGGUUGCCCCAGCCGCUCCCCGCGGAGAAGAGGGGCCUUGAGGAGUUGGAGGUGCCGGCGGACCCCCUGCCCUCCAGCCCUGCCCAGGACGCCCUGGAUCUCCUCUUCCCCUGCGGGAGCACGGAGGAGGCGUCCGGCUCCCCUGCCCGAGGCCCCCUCACUGAGGCCGAGCUUGCCCUCUUCGACCCCUUCUCCAAGGAAGAAGGUGCGGGCCCCAGUCCUACCCACGUGGGUGAGCUGGCAGCAAUGGAGGCAGAGACUGAGAGGCUGGACCAGGAGCCCUGGGAGCCAGGAGGCCAGGAGGAGAAAGAAGCUGAGGAAGGAGGGCCCACCCCUGCCUAUCUGAGCCGAGCCACAGAGCUCAUCACCCAGGCCCUGCGGGACGAGAAGGCGGGCGCCUACCCCGCAGCGCUGCAGGGCUACCGGGACGGCGUGCACGUCCUGCUUCGGGGGGUUCCCGAUGACCCAUCGCCCGCGCGCCGGGAAGGCGUGAAGAAGAAGGCAGCUGAGUACCUGAAGCGGGCCGAGGAGAUCCUGCGCCUGCACCUGUCCCAAGCGCCACCCUGAGAGGGACUGGACCCUUGCCCGGGACUCGAGCUCUAGCACUGCCGGCCACCCCUUCCUCCUCUCCCUGGGGCCUGGCCCUAUCUCUGCUCUUGUAACUCCAGAGGCCAUUUCUGUAUGUAAUUGGACCAAGAAUGAGAAAAAGGAUGACUUCUCAGUUCCCUGACCACACCCGUCCGCGCGGAAUCAGGGACUGACUUCUGAUCCUGCCUGUCUCUGUCUUGAUGUGUGAGCAGCAGCUCUGGUCGCUAAACUGCCCGUUUACCCUUCUAGAACCACAGGGUCUGCAAACCGCGGCCCACAGCCAGAUCUGACCCACUGCCUUUAUUUGUAAGGCCCGUGAGCUAGAAUGGGUUUUGCAUUUUUUUAAUAGUUGAAAAAAAUCAAAAGAAUAAUGUUCUGUGGCAGGUGAAAAUGAUAGGAAAUUUAAGUAUCUAAAAAUACAACUUUAUGGGCGCACAACCAGGCGCAUUUGUUUGGUGUUGUCUGUGGUUGCUUUCCCGCUGCACCAGCGGAGUGGAACAGUUGCAGAGUCGAGUGUGUAGUUGAAAGUCCUAAAACAUUUA
This is a messenger RNA of Phyllostomus discolor (pale spear-nosed bat), 1746 nucleotides long. RefSeq names its product sorting nexin 15 (gene SNX15). Bases 134 to 1183 code for a protein of 349 amino acids. NCBI's taxonomy places the organism in Eukaryota, Metazoa, Chordata, Mammalia, Chiroptera, Phyllostomidae. The transcript has 8 exons. Gene Ontology annotation, molecular function: phosphatidylinositol binding. The record is from RefSeq and is a predicted model, not a curated record.